Plasmopara halstedii is the source of this 240-nucleotide messenger RNA. RefSeq lists its product as uncharacterized. NCBI's taxonomy places the organism in Eukaryota, Oomycota, Peronosporomycetes, Peronosporales, Peronosporaceae. The coding region runs from base 1 to 240 and encodes 79 amino acids. The transcript has 3 exons. The record is from RefSeq and is a predicted model, not a curated record.
AUGGCUCCUAUAAAUUUCAGACUUAUUGUAUUGCAAGCUUUGCGAUUAUCCGUGCCGGUAUCGAGGAUUCGAUAUAGAAAUAAAGUUUUCUUUCGACUUGAUUUUGCGCCACGCAACAACUUAGCGACACUAGCUUUUCAGGAACUUGAAUUAAAGCGCUACCCAUCGGAAAACAAUGUCACAGACGAACCUAGAAGAUCCGCUUCUCUGCCACCUCCAACGCUAUUCGUCAUCGAUUGA